Molecule: messenger RNA, 2942 nt
Organism: Drosophila miranda
Lineage: Eukaryota; Metazoa; Arthropoda; Insecta; Diptera; Drosophilidae
Product: protein three rows-like
Exons: 3
Coding region: 18-2942 (974 amino acids)
Source: RefSeq, a predicted model, not a curated record
UUUAAGCUUCUCUAAUAAUGUCUGCCGAUAUAGUGAAACAGUUGAAAGGCACUCGAUCCGAUGUUGAGGCUGCGGCCACGACAAUUAAGCUGAAAUUCAAGGAAUUCAGCAAGGGCAUCGGGAUAAACGACGCCUCCUUUCCGCUAAGAUAUGAGUUGAGCGUGUUGCGCCAGCUGUGUCUCGCCUUGAAGGACAAUCUGCACCAGCAUGACGAUCUCUACUGCGACAUUGCGGCCACCGUGGUACCACACGUGGAGCCCUACGAGGAGAAGCCGAGCCUGUGGGAAGCUCAUCUAACGAGUCUGCGGUACAUACAUCGUGAGCUUUGUCAGGAGAAAUCCCUGACGGAAUGCCAGAAAAUGUACGGCCUAGUCCGAUCGCAGCCCUGCCGCCUGCAAGGGGAGGCUGACUACAAGUUGUAUUUGGACAUCCAUCUGACGCACUUCAACGGCAUUCACUUGCAAAUGCAGAAGGAGACGUUGCCCAUCGCCGCCACAGAUCAACUAUAUUACGCCUUGGAGGCAAUGGGUGUGGCAAAGAAUGCGGCUCUCCUGGUCCAGCUGAAUGAUGCCCUGUUCAGCAAGCGAAGCAAAGCCUUUCUGAUGUACCUGAGCGCCCUUCCGCCCGAGAGCACGACGAAAAUGUACGACCCGCUUCUCAAGCUCCUGAGCUGCAGCUGGGCCACACCCAGCUCUGAGCUGACUACUCAAUUCACGGAGUAUCUGGGCCUGGUUCUGGCACUGAUGCAGAUCGACAUGUUUUCCAUAGAAGCGCCGCUCGAACAACAACUGGCACUGAAGUUGCUGCGCAUUUGUCGCGACCUGUACAAGGACGUCUCUCCGCAGAACUACUCCAUCCAUCUCCUCUACUACUAUGUCAAGCUGUUGUACGUGCGCGAGGCUACGGCGGACUUCAAGCGGACUUACAUCGAUCUGUGCAAGAAGUUCGUCUACUUCUUCGAGCACAAGGGCGCGACGCACGCCAAAGAGCAGUGGUUCAUGGACCUGCUGGUGUUCUUCCAGCGCCUGCAGAUGCUGCUUCAUCAGAGCAGCAACAAGCCUCCCUUAGACAUUUUUUGGCAGCAGCUCGAGGGCGACGACAGUCCCGAGGUAUACACCGCCCACUUUCAACUGCUGCAUGGCUGCCUUGGGCUGACGGUGAACGUAGUGAGGAGUCCGCUGGCGACCAGCUGCUCCAACGAGGCCUGUAAAAGCAUUCGCAGGCAUUGCCUUCUCUCCUUCGGGAUGUGCGCCCUGGAAGCUUACGUUAACUGGCAGCCGACGACCGAACAGAAGUCGGACAAGGCACCCUAUAAGCCGCUCUUGGGCAUUCUUGGCUACACCUUGGACGUGGCCAAGAGCAUGAAGUGCCUGGGGCCCUCCGCCAUGGAGCUAGUCAAGCUGGUGCGUCUACUGGCACUCGUGGCCGAAAAGGUAGCGUGUCCCGAACAAAUGUCCCUUGUGCUGGCCUUCUUGGAGCCCUUGCAACAUCUACGACCGCUCAUCACCAGCCAGAAAAUGCUUAGUGUGCUCCUGCGAAUCUACAAAGCCAGUGUCCACUGCAAGAGCUCCGACAUGGCCAACCGUCUGCAGUCCACCUACCUUGCGGCCCAAACGAAUCCAUCGCGGUUGCGUUCACAGCUCUUCGUCCACUACCACAAUGCCAAUAAUACGGAGAAGUGCGUCUACGAGUGGCACGAGUCCAGUCCUAUGCCCAACCCCCUAACCCCCGCCCAAAUGAAACAGCUAUACGAUGUGGAUCUGUUGGCCGUGCUGCACUUCCAGAGUGCGCGGCCCGUACCCCUGCUGCAGUCGCUACUACGCUGCCGUCACAAUGACUACCACCUGGUUCUCCUGGCACGCAAGAUGCGCACCGACAGCGAGGUGGUGCGUCAGUGCGAGGAACUGCGCUCCCAGCUGCAAAGCACGGCCCUCAAGCAACCGCUCAGCCGCAUGCAACAGCUGGCCAUUGGCCAUACCAGUAUCAGUGUGCUGCUGGAGGCUUUGGAGGCACAGAAGACCAUGUUCUCGAUCAAGGAGACGGCCGAGAACAGCCUGGAGGAGUUAAUCGUCAAGAACAACUUGCUGGAGCUCAACAUUAAGCGGGAGCAUCGCCUGGUGGAGUUGGCCACAUCGUCCAUCGCUGGCUUCGCGGCCUUCUUCGAACGUGCAGACCAAGAGCCCCUCGGCUGCGACGAUACACCAAUCGACUGGGAAGCCCUGAUCGACGAUGCAGUUGCUGCAGCCAUGGCUCUGUCGUCCAUGGGCUACAUGGCGCAGGCCGAUGAAGCCUGGCUGCUGAUACUCAGGAUAGGGCAAAUGCUGGACGAGAGAUUCACCUACCUGCGAGCCCUGACCCACUUCCUGGGACAAGACCACCUGAAUUCUAACCAGCAGCUCCAACUCUCUGAGGAGGUGGAUCGAGCGCAGGAGCUGCUCGACGAUCUGUGGCCUCAGCUCCAAAACGGAUGGUUCUUUAAGCGCCAACAUACUAUAGUGAUGCUCUGCCGCUGCCACAUGGCCAGCUACUAUGCGCGGCAGGACUGUCUGUGCCACGCCCAGCUGCUGUUGCUGCAGGCCGAGGAGCUGCGCGCCCAGUUCGAUGAGCGAGUUGGCAAGAGCGACAUUGUGCAGAUCACAAUCCAGACAGUUCGCUUUCGAUUGGACUACAUGCGGAAGAAGCGGUGCAGCAGCCUGCCUAGGAGGCCGUCGCCCCUGCGACAGCUACACACGCUGGUCGACAGCGUGCGCAACUACUGCACAGUGUCCAGCGUGGACCUGGGAGCCCUGCAGCUGCUGCUGGCUGACCUCGUGAGGGAGAGCACCGAGUGUGCGACCAAUCGGCUGACCGAGCGGUUCGCCUUUUACGGCACCACGCUUAACCUGGUGCUGCAGUCGGGUAUGGCCCUGCGGACCAUUGAGGUGCUCAUCUCGUGGCUCUAG